Molecule: messenger RNA, 6920 nt
Organism: Pteropus alecto (black flying fox)
Lineage: Eukaryota; Metazoa; Chordata; Mammalia; Chiroptera; Pteropodidae
Gene: PIK3R1
Product: phosphoinositide-3-kinase regulatory subunit 1
Exons: 16
Coding region: 745-2919 (724 amino acids)
Biological process (GO): insulin receptor signaling pathway; phosphatidylinositol phosphate biosynthetic process
Cellular component (GO): phosphatidylinositol 3-kinase complex
Molecular function (GO): protein binding; 1-phosphatidylinositol-3-kinase regulator activity
Source: RefSeq, a predicted model, not a curated record
GGCGGCUGCUCCCUGGGGCCCUAACUCGGCGUCUAGUGCCCACCCGGCCAGUGCAGGUUGUUGGAGACGCGUUUAAUAGGGUCUCGAAACAGCCCGGAAAUACAGCUUUUUGCCGCGCGGGGCUAGACUGGUGGGAUUUGUCCAGCAAUAUGGAGCCGGCUCGGGAGAGGAAGAGCUUGCAAGCCGCCUCUGAAAGAUCGUGGGGGAAUUGUCUGGAAACCACAGUUCUGACACUCACUUCCCAAGGACAGAAACUGCCCUGCAAAUCACAAGACAAAGAGAACAGAAAAGCUCAGGCCAACCACUUCAGUCCAGAAAUGUACUUUGGUAACCAGAAUUGGAGUAUGAAAUGUACGGAUGUAAAGCUCGCAUGUGGAGUGCAACAGUAAAAUCAGACGACAGAUGGAUAGUGUGACAAGAGUGUCAGAAAGGAUUGGGCCUCACUGUGAGAGUCAGCCUGGAGUCAAAGUGUUGACAAGUUGCUGAAAAGGAAGCCAGUGGGAGGACUGUGGCCUGCAGAGGAAGUGGAGCCCUGUCUUCAGUCACACCAUUGAUGAAGGACAGAUGGACAGCCAAUGGCCAAUCACCUCUCUUCUUAAGCCUUUGGAGAGUUGUCCUUUGUCCUCUGCUGGACACGUAUUAGGAAUCUUAACAUACUCUCUGAAUUCACUUUCCAUAGAAACGUAAAAUUAGACUUCAGUGUGUUACCAGACUCAUCUGUUGCAUGGUCACAGAUUUGCAAACAUGAGUGCCGAGGGGUACCAGUAUAGAGCACUGUAUGAUUAUAAAAAGGAACGAGAAGAAGAUAUUGACUUGCACUUGGGUGACAUAUUGACUGUGAAUAAAGGGUCCUUAGUAGCUCUUGGAUUCAGUGAUGGACAGGAAGCCAGGCCUGAAGAAAUUGGCUGGUUAAAUGGCUAUAAUGAAACCACGGGGGAGAGAGGGGACUUUCCAGGAACUUAUGUAGAAUAUAUUGGAAGGAAAAAAAUCUCGCCUCCGACCCCAAAGCCCCGGCCACCUCGACCGCUUCCUGUUGCCCCAGGUUCUUCAAAAACUGAAGCAGAAAGUGAGCAACAAGCUUUGACCCUUCCGGAUCUCGCAGAGCAGUUUGCCCCUCCUGACGCUGCUCCACCUCUGCUCAUCAAGCUUGUGGAAGCCAUUGAAAAGAAAGGUCUGGAAUGUUCAACUCUAUACAGAACACAGAGCUCCAGCAGCCCAGCAGAAUUACGACAGCUUCUUGAUUGUGAUGCCGCCUCCGUGGACUUGGAAACAAUCGAUGUUCAAGUUUUAGCAGACGCUUUCAAACGCUAUCUCCUGGACUUACCAAACCCUGUCAUUCCAGUAGCUGUUUACAAUGAAAUGAUUUCUUUAGCCCAAGAAGUACAAAGCUCCGAAGACUAUAUCCAGCUGUUGAAGAAGCUCAUUAGGUCACCUAACAUACCUCAUCAGUAUUGGCUUACACUUCAGUAUUUGCUAAAACAUUUCUUCAAGCUCUCCCAAACCUCCAGCAAAAAUCUUUUGACUGCAAGAGUCCUCUCCGAACUUUUCAGCCCUCUGCUUUUCAGGUUCCCAGCAGCCAGCUCCGAGAAUACUGAACACCUCAUAAAAAUUAUAGAAAUUUUAAUCUCAACGGAAUGGAGUGAACGACAGCCUGCACCAGCACUGCCUCCUAAACCACCAAAACCCACUACUGUAGCCAACAACGGUAUGAAUAACAAUAUGUCCUUACAAGAUGCUGAAUGGUACUGGGGAGAUAUCUCGAGGGAAGAAGUAAAUGAAAAACUUCGAGAUACAGCUGAUGGGACCUUUUUGGUACGAGACGCAUCUACUAAAAUGCAUGGUGAUUAUACUCUUACACUAAGGAAAGGAGGAAAUAACAAAUUAAUCAAAAUAUUUCACCGAGAUGGGAAAUAUGGCUUCUCUGACCCAUUAACCUUCAACUCUGUGGUUGAAUUAAUAAACCACUACCGGAAUGAGUCUCUAGCUCAGUACAAUCCCAAGCUGGAUGUGAAAUUACUUUAUCCAGUGUCCAAAUACCAACAGGAUCAAGUUGUUAAAGAAGAUAAUAUUGAAGCUGUAGGAAAAAAGUUACAUGAAUAUAACACUCAAUUUCAAGAAAAAAGUCGGGAAUAUGAUAGAUUAUAUGAGGAUUAUACCCGUACUUCCCAGGAAAUCCAGAUGAAAAGAACGGCUAUUGAAGCAUUUAAUGAAACCAUAAAAAUAUUUGAAGAACAGUGCCAAACCCAGGAGCGGUACAGCAAAGAGUACAUAGAAAAGUUUAAACGUGAAGGCAACGAGAAAGAAAUACAAAGGAUUAUGCAUAAUUAUGAAAAGUUAAAGUCUCGAAUCAGUGAAAUUGUUGACAGUAGGAGAAGACUGGAGGAAGACUUGAAAAAGCAGGCAGCUGAGUAUCGGGAGAUUGACAAACGCAUGAACAGCAUCAAACCGGACCUCAUUCAGCUGAGAAAGACACGAGACCAAUACUUGAUGUGGUUGACUCAGAAAGGAGUUCGGCAGAAGAAGUUGAACGAGUGGCUGGGCAAUGAAAACACUGAAGACCAAUAUUCACUGGUGGAAGACGAUGAGGAUUUGCCCCACCAUGAUGAGAAGACAUGGAACGUCGGAAGCAGCAACCGAAACAAAGCUGAAAACCUACUGCGAGGGAAGCGAGAUGGCACAUUUCUUGUCCGGGAAAGCAGUAAGCAAGGCUGCUACGCCUGCUCUGUGGUGGUGGACGGCGAGGUAAAGCACUGUGUCAUAAACAAAACGGCGACCGGCUACGGCUUUGCCGAGCCCUAUAACCUGUACAGCUCUCUGAAGGAACUGGUGCUACAUUACCAACACACCUCCCUCGUGCAGCACAACGACUCCCUCAACGUCACACUAGCCUACCCGGUGUACGCACAGCAGAGGCGAUGAAGCACGGGCCCCACGCCUCCUCCUGAAGUUCAGCCACCCCGAGGCCUCCGGGAAGCACAGGGCUCCUCUCCAGCCUGACCUGAGAACUGAGCUGUGGAAACGAAGCCGUCUGCCUUCAGAUGGGACUCGAGCCUUUGACAAAAAAAGCAGUGGGGGAAGACACGCAGCCCAGCGCUGUGCGAUGAUGACCAGACAUUUCAAAUCUGGAGUGCUUAUCCUUCCUUCCCUCUUUUUUUUUUUCUGGUUUAAUUUAAAACCACCAGAACACACAACACAAAGAGAAAAAGAAAUGCAAAAAUCUCUGCGUGCAGGGACAAAGAGGCCUUUAACUAUGGUGCUCGUCAAUGCUUUCUGAAGCUUUACCAGCUCAAAGCUGGGACCAGAGGAUGUAUGGGGCUUGAAGAGGCCCAGCCUGGGGACGCUCAGCCCAGCCUGGUUUAGCCGUGCCCGCUGGACCCAGACACUUAGCACUGUGGAUUACUUCAUUUUCUAACAAAUGAACAAUAUGUAGCAGAAAGGCACUUCCUCACAAGGAACACUUUGGGAGAACGUUGGCUCACGUACGUUCAGAGGAAAUUCUAUUGUAGCCAAGUGCCACAGUGUUUUGUUUUGUUUAAACUUCUCAAGAAACAAAAAAUCCAACGGAAAAGCGGAACUUGGAAAACGGGACUUAAAAUGACAUUCAAUAUAUAAAAUAUGUACAUAACAUUGGAUGACUAACUAUCAAAUAGAUGGAUUUGUAUCAAUACCAAAUAGCUUCUGUUUUGUUUUGCUGAAGGCUAAAUUCACAGCGCUAUGCAAUUCUUAAUUUUCAUUAAGUUGUUAUCUCAGUUUUAAAUGUAACUUCAGAAUAAGCUUCCCUUGCCCCAAUUUUUGUUGCUUGAAAAUACUGUCGUCUCUGAUUUUUGUGUUAAUAUUCAUUUUGUUAUUCUUUUACUUUUUUUAAAAGAAAUGUACAGGAUGCCAGUUUUUAAAAAAGGCUUCAGAAUUAAAACUAUGAAAUAUUUUACAGUUUUUCUUGUACAGAGUACUUGGCUGUUAGCCCAAGGUUAAAAAGUUCAUAACAGAUUUUUUGGACUAAAUGUUUUGUUGGGCAGUGCCUGAUAAGCUUCAAAGCUGCUUUAUUCAAUAAAAAAAAAAAAAAAGAUAUAUGAAUAUGACAAAGUAUUACUGAGUUCAACGAUGUUGUUUCAAGACUCUUCAAAUACGGUACCUGGCAAUGUUUGUUUCAUAAAGAAUUGUGAACUUCUUGAAUCUAGGGAGUGGGGGAUGUAGCAAAGGGAUGUACAGGUGGGGUGGCACGGUGGUAUGCACUUUCUCUUUUUCAUGAUUAGAGAAGUAAAUAACUUCGCUGCAAAGUGAAGUUGCUUCUACUUCAGUCUUUUCUUACUGUGAUCUGCUAGUUAUCAAUUAUGACAAUUACAAAUUUACUAGGACUCUAACACAGUGCAGCUGGUCAGAUAUUUUCAGUUCUUAGGAAGGAAGCCAGGCUCCAGGAACAGUGUUCCACCUUUGUUUGGAACAUUGAUUUCAAGGUAUAGUUGCUACAGUUAGAAAGUAUGUCUCUUUUUAACAUUAGACUACCAUUACAAACAACAUUCAUUGUAGAGCAAGCAUGAUCUGAAAAAUAUUUUUAUCUGGAUAUUUGUUAUUUCCCUAGCUUUCUAUUCACUUUAGAUCAGAAAGCAAAUAGGUAUGAUUGUAACUUACUGCUCUGGGCUGUGUGGAGCUCAUUAAAGCCAUGGCCAUUUCAGGGAUCAUCUUGACAGUCCUCAUUCAUCCAAAUAAUUGUAUGUGUUAUACUUCACUGUGGGGAAAAGGAAGGGGUUGUUAGAGUCACCUUUCCAAUUUAAGGCAAGAGUGAGAGAGCUCCCUGAUUCACAUAUGCAAAAAGCCGUUCUGUUCGGGAGAAAUUGUACAUGUAUUGGGAGGAAUAAAGGAUAAUUAUAAUCGUGGGCACUACGCUGGUAGAUUAAAAUAGAAUGUUACAAUUUGUUUUCUUUUCUCAACGUUAGAUUCACCCACAGCUUUAUUUCUCUUCCCUUCAAAUACUAGAGUGAGGGGUUUUGUUAAUGUUGUUCCUUUUAAAAUUCUUUUGGAAGAAUUCAUCUAGCAGCUGACUUAACUGUAGAAUGUAUUUUUUUCCCUCUUUACAUGAAGCUAGCAAUAGUCAGUCUUAUAGCCAGACUGUCAGCCCUCAAACUUGACUACACUGAUCUGACCAUCUCCCUCUCAUCUCCAGACAAUUGAUAAUCUCGCUGGUUUGGGUCUGUGAGUGUCUGGUUUAAAACUAUCUUUCCAUGUCGCAUAGUAGUUUAUAAACUAGGACUAUUUUUUUUUUUUUUUUGGUAGCACAUCCAUGUAUGCUAUUAAGUAUAAAUUUUCAUUUAAUUUCUAAAAUAUAAGAUCUGAGAUGGAAUGUUUCAUUAACAGUGUUUUUGCUUCAACACUUUGCAAGAUGACAUGGUAGUGGGCACCUGCCUUAUUUUUGCACCUCAAGCAUAAACACUAGAUCUUUGAAGUGCAAGGGCAAGAUUCCUCGUUCCAUAUCCGAGGGAGUGACACCACACCUCUGAUGUCACACCUCUGCCAAAUGCCUUCUUGACUGUGUGUCGCGUGCCCACCACACAUGUCCUCCUAGGUGUUUGACCGGCAGGGCUCCAUGGGUUCAUUCAGAUGGUCAUCUAACAACACUGUCUCAGUGGCUCAAGAAUAGGAAUGGACACAGCAGAGGCACUCUGAUACACGCUCUUGUCCAUGCAUUGAUUUUCCCCACCCCACGUAGCAUCCUAAAAGCCAGAAGCUAAGCUGCAGAGAGGUUGUGACAAGGCUAGAGAAGUGGGAGUAUUGGGACCUGAUAUUAGAAAGAACAAUUAUAACCUGAUAUUAGACGGAAAAGUUAUAACGUGAAAAAGCAUGUGUUUGCAACAUCUGACAACUUCACGGCCCUGGAUAUAUGUAUAUAUGUAUAUGUGCAUGGACUGUGUUUCCAGUACACCUUUCAGCCAGAACAGAUCCAGUCAUUGAAUUCAAGUAUAUAACAAGCAAAUGUGUAGUACAGUUCUUGUAUAUGCGUAUGGGUUGUUUUUUUUCCCUCUGAAAUUGCUUUGUUUUGUCUUAUAAAGGUGAAAAUUGUUUGCAAGUGAAGUGAGAAGUUCAUAAUUCUUUGGCUUUUUCUGUUUUUAAAAGUUACUACUUUUGAGAAGCUGGUCUAGAUGACUUGCUUAACUUGGAAAUCCUCGUUUUCAAUGUGUCACGUCAAAAUGUGUUUAUGUGAGCUGUCACUGUAGGGGAUCAAUUGCUUUGUCAUAUAGCUGGUUAUGAACUAGUAAUGUGUUUGAGAAGUCCUACUGAUGUUCCUUAUUGGGAGAAAAAUUCUGCUGGUUUUAACAACUGUGCUUUUGCUAUGCAUGGUAUCCAAGUCAGUUGGAAAGCAGACCCUGAAAUUUGAGUUCAGGGUCAUUUAAGAAAGGGGCAGUUUAAAGCACAAUGCCUCACAUGGGACAAAGUUCUAAAAUGCCAAAUUCUUAUUUUUAAAAAAUCUAGUUAUAUAAAAUACUGGUAUUAUGAGUAAGGAAGGAAGAUAAUUCGGUUCAUUGGAAACACUGUCCAACUUAACAUUAAACUUGUCACCAUGAGAUAGCAUUAGCUGCCCAGGAUGCUGCUAUUAAAACACACACACACACACACACACACACACACACACACACACAAAACUCAUUUAUAUGUGUGUAUUUUUUAAAGCUACGACCUGUUCAAUGUUUUUACAAAUCUGUUUAUAUGACAUUGUUAAAAUAAAGUUGGUCUUUUGACGAGAGGGAGGAUGUGAUGGUCAGUUGUAAUUUUGCCUUUACAAGGCAACUGGGCGGCGGGUGGGGGGGAGUGUGCCUCCUUGACAUUUGGUUCAAGCUAUAGAUUUCAUGGAGCUAUGUCUUGUUUUAAGUUGCUUUAAUGCAUUGUAUUAGGUCUUCAAAGAGAAUAAAGGUUGUUUUGAAACUUAA